Messenger RNA from Coffea eugenioides, 3067 nucleotides. RefSeq names its product alpha-xylosidase 1-like. The transcript has 3 exons. Gene Ontology annotation, molecular function: hydrolase activity, hydrolyzing O-glycosyl compounds; carbohydrate binding. NCBI's taxonomy places the organism in Eukaryota, Viridiplantae, Streptophyta, Magnoliopsida, Gentianales, Rubiaceae. The coding region runs from base 47 to 2857 and encodes 936 amino acids. The record is from RefSeq and is a predicted model, not a curated record. Gene Ontology annotation, biological process: carbohydrate metabolic process.
UUACAGCAGUCAUCAAGGCAAGUGUGCCUUUCUUCUUUGUAGAAUCAUGUUGUUCUCUCAUUCUUCAUUCUUUUGUUCCAUUUUGCCUCUUUUUCUUGUGAUCCUAUUAUCCAUUGCUAGAGUUGAUGUAGUCUCAACUGUUCCAACUAAAAUCGGCCAAGGCUAUAGUUUGAUUUCUGUAGAAGAGUCCCCUGAUGGAGGUAUAGUAGGCCUGCUCCAAGUUAAGCAGAAAAACAAUGUCUAUGGACCUGAUAUUCCUUAUCUGCAGCUCUAUGUAAAGCAUGAAACAGAUAACCGUUUGAGGGUUCACAUAACUGAUGCACAAAAAGAAAGAUGGGAAGUUCCAUACGAUUUGAUACCAAGAGAAAAGCCAGCAGCACUGAAGAAAGCCAUAGCUUGGUCAAGAAAGAACCAGAAUUCAGUCCUUAUGGCAUCAUCAGAAUAUGAAAGCAAUGAGCUCAUAUUCGCCUUUACUACUGACCCUUUUAGUUUUGCUGUCAAAAGAAAAUCAGAUGGUCAGACCCUUUUCAAUUCUAGCUCUGAUGAAUCAGACCCUUAUAGUCCAUUGGUCUUUAAAGAUCAGUAUCUUGAGAUUUCAACCAAACUGCCACUAGAUGCUUCGUUGUAUGGUUUGGGGGAGAAUACGCAGCCCCGUGGAAUCAAACUGUAUCCUGGUGAUCCUUACACCCUGUUCACCACUGAUGUAGCAGCCAUUAAUCUCAACACUGAUUUAUAUGGGUCCCACCCGGUGUACAUGGACCUGAGGAAUGUGAAUAGGGAGGCUUUUGCCCAUGCUGUUCUACUGUUGAAUAGUAAUGGGAUGGAUGUUUUCUACGCGGGGACUUCUCUGACAUACAAGGUCAUUGGGGGCGUUCUGGACUUUUACUUCUUCUCUGGUCCUACUCCUUUGGAUGUUGUUGAUCAGUACACUUCCUUCAUUGGUCGCCCUGCUCCAAUGCCCUACUGGGCUUUUGGUUUCCAUCAAUGCAGAUGGGGUUACCAUAACCUAUCAGUUGUUGAAGAUGUUGUUGAGAACUACCAGAAGGCCAAAAUUCCACUUGAUGUGAUCUGGAAUGAUGAUGAUCACAUGGAUGGACACAAGGAUUUCACUCUCAACCCUGUAAAUUAUCCUCGUCCAAAGCUACUGGCGUUCUUGGAGAAAAUUCAUGCCAGGGGCAUGAAGUACGUUGUGAUCAUAGAUCCUGGAAUUGGAGUAAACAACAGCUAUGGUGUCUACCAAAGAGGUCUAGCUAAGGAUGUCUUCAUCAAGUACCAGGGGAAGCCUUUCCUAGGCCAAGUCUGGCCUGGAGCUGUUAACUUCCCUGACUACCUGAACCCCAAGACGGUUGAUUGGUGGAUUGAUGAAAUUCGUCGAUUCCAUGAACUUGUUCCCGUUGAUGGCCUCUGGAUUGACAUGAAUGAAGUUUCCAAUUUCUGUAAUGGUCUCUGUACAAUUCCGAAGGACAAGCAAUGUCCCUCUGGAACUGGACCAGGUUGGAUAUGCUGCCUAGACUGCAAGAACCUUACGCUGACAAAUUGGGAUGAUCCACCUUACAAAAUAAAUGCUUCUGGAAUAAAAGCAUUACCAGGAUACAAAACAAUAGCCAUGAGCGCAGUGCAUUAUAAAGGCAUAUUGGAGUAUAAUGCACACAGCUUGUAUGGUUUUACAGAAACAAUUGCAACUCACACUGGUCUGCAAGGGCUUGAGGGAAAGCGCCCAUUUAUCUUGUCCCGCUCCACAUAUGUCGGUUCAGGCCAUUAUGCUGCACAUUGGACAGGGGAUAACAAGGGAACUUGGGAAGAUCUGAGAUAUUCAAUUUCAACAGUGCUAAAUUUCGGUUUAUUUGGUGUUCCAAUGGUAGGCUCAGAUAUAUGUGGAUUUUAUCCAGCUCCGACAGAAGAGCUUUGCAAUCGUUGGAUCGAAGUAGGUGCUUUCUACCCCUUCUCAAGGGAUCAUGCAAACUUCGCUUCUCCUAGGCAGGAGCUUUAUCAGUGGGAUUCGGUAGCUAAAUCAGCUAGAAAUGCUCUUGGUAUGAGAUAUAAGCUGCUUCCCCACCUUUAUACACUGAGCUAUGAAGCUCACAUCAAUGGAGCUCCAAUUGCUCGACCACUGUUCUUCUCCUUUCCAACAAUCACUGAACUUUAUGGAUUGAGCACACAAUUCUUGGUAGGAAGCAGCAUCAUGGUUUCUCCAGUGCUAGAGCCUAAUAAAACCGAGGUCAAAAUUCUCUUUCCCCCGGGGACUUGGUACAGCUUGUUCGAUAUGACACAGGUCAUUGUGUCCGAAAAACCUCACAACCGUACAUUGGAUGCUCCUUUGAAUGUUAUCAAUGUGCAUUUGUACCAGAAUGCCAUAAUACCAAUGCAGCAGGGUGGAUUGAUAUCUAAAGAAGCAAGGAUGACUCCUUUUUCCCUUGUCGUGGCAUUUCCGGCAGGGGCAACCACAGGAGAAGCAAAAGGGAAACUGUUCCUUGAUGAUGAUGAGCUGCCAGAGAUGAAACUUGGCAAUGGAUACUCAACAUACAUUGAAUUCUAUGCAACAACCGGAAAUGCAACAGUAAAGGUAUGGUCAGAUGUUCAAGAGGGCAAGUUUGCAUUGGAUAAAGGUUGGAUCAUUGAAAAAAUUACACUGCUAGGAAUGGAUACAAUUCAAGGCAAAUCAUUUGCAAUUGAAGUGGAUGGAAAUCCCAUUUCUGAUCUCUCCAAAAUUGAAUUUAGUGAGACGAUGCAAAAUUAUCCUAUGAAGUUGGGAGAAGAGGGAGACAAGAGGACUAGUGUGGUGGUUGAGGUUAAAGGAUUGGAAUUGCCUCUUGGUAAGAAGUUCACUGUGUCCUGGCAAAUGGGAAUUAUAAGCUGAGGAAUAUAAUCUCCUCCAUUCUUGUCAUGCUGUCCACCAUUUUUUUCCUUCCUUUUUAAUUGUUGUGUUAGGCAAAAAUUCGCUCAAAUUCCUGAAGAUUUUAUAAUUUAUUUUAAUAAGAAGUUGGUUGGAGAGGAGAUGGCCUUUAAGUUGUGCUCAUCCUUCUCCAUUCAGAUAAAUUCAAGCGAAUUAAUUUGCGUGUAGAUUGUC